UCACCACGUCAUCGGCCAUGCCCCGCUCCCUACUCCCCGCGGAGCCCCGAGCGGGUCAGGGUCCCCUGUGACUGACAGGUUGGAAGGGGCGGGGCUUAAAGCCCCUGUUACUCCCCAGCCCCUGUCACUCCUCCAGCCCCUGUCACCCCCCAGCCCCCUUCCUCCAGCCCCUGUCACCCCCAGGCCCUGUCACCCCCAGGCUCUGUCACCUCCAGCCCCCCUCCUCUAGCCCUUGUCACCCCCAUUCCCUGUCACCCCCGGCCCCUGUCAUCCCAGCCCCUGUCACCCCAGCCCCGCUCCCCCAGCCCCUGUCACCCCAGACCCGCUCCCCCAGCUCCGGUCACCCCAGCCCCUGUUCCCCCCAGCCCCUGUCACCCCCAGCCAGUGGGCGGUCCCCCCAGCCUGACAGAGCCACUGACAGUGAUUGACAGCUUCCCCACGGAAGCCCCCUCCCAGCCUGAGAAGGCGGGCCCCGCACUCACCUGGGAUGGACAGGUGGUGCAAUGGGACGUCCCACAGCCGCGGGCACAGCUGCGACAUCCAGUCCGCCUGGUCUCCCAUGAGGGCUGCAGCUACGGCGGGGAAGGGGGGUGGGGGCGCAGUGAGUGAGGGGCGCGGCGCCCUGAGGGGUCGGGGAGUGGGGUCGGGGUGAUGGGUGGAACAGGGCAGGGCCGUGCAAGACAGAGCUAGAGGGGAAACUGAGGCAGGAGGCUGAACUGUGCUGAGAACCCGCGCUCCACACCCCUGUGCACACCCGGGGACCCCCAUUCCCGCCCCUGGGUGACCCCUGGACCCGCUUGCCACCACCUGUGACCCCGUGACCCUCACUGCUCCCCCAUACCGGGACCCGGGACCCGCACUCCCCCCACCAGUGUGACCCCGACCCACACCACCCCCCUGUGACCCUGGAAUUUGUGUUCCCCCCCACGUGUGACCGCGUGACCCGGCUGUCACUGACCUGCCCCCUGCAGGUUUCCACUCGCGACUGAGGAAGGGGAGCGCCGACGUCCACGCUGCCCGACCAGCCAGUCUGAGGCCCGCGCUCCCUCCCCAAAGACUGUGUCCCCGGGGGCGUGUCCUCCGUGAUGUCACGCACAGUCAGGGCACUGGCGCGCAUACCUUCGGUGCCUACUGUGUGCGCUGGGACGCAGCGCGUUCCUAUGCCCUGAGCCGGGACGUCACUCACCCCUCCCGCCCUCUCGGCUGUGGUCCGGGAUCGGGGGUCGGGGGGAUCGCGUGGGAACUGGUUCUGACCGGUUCGCUCUUCAGCCAUAACUCUACCCGGGCGGCAUCUGAGAUACAGAGGGGGAAACUGAGGCACCGCGUCCCUCCCUCGCCAGGCUCCACUGUGUCACAGGCUCCUCGAAGCCACCCCAAAGCCCCUGAGAUGGCUUCCCUUACGGGGUCGGGAGGCCCCGCAUUCCCCGGUCCUGGCUCCCGGGCCAAACCGCGAGGCUUUUCUCUUUCAUCCUUAGGCUACAGAGCAAAGUAAAUAAACUGUGUUUCCCGGGCCCUUUUAUUGGAACAUCGCCCGUCACAGCUGCGCAGGUUCGUGGAGAGGACCAAACCACGACUAAGUUGUCGGGGAAGUUCUGUACAGAUAAACCCAGGCGGCAUCUUACCAUCUGUCCUAGCGCCCACAGUAAAUCAUUAGUCCCCUUUUUAUGGCCUUUGCUUUUACAGCCUCCUGGAAUGUGUUCUGGGUAGCAGAAGCAAUGGGCUGCGGACAGAGCCUGGCAAAGCUCUCACUGCAGUCGCGACUCGGAAAGGACCUAAUAGCAGUCCCGCUAUAAAAGAGCUUAAUAAUCGCUGAUAUAAUUUUAGGAAUUCUUAGAAGAGCAUCACUAAGACGUAAGCACCUCGGGGAAAUCUCCAUAGAUCUGCAGAGCUCUGCUCCGAAGUGGGGACCAAUGCCCUGCGGUUAUGUUUGUACUAACAGGAAAAUCAUCUUAGUAACAGGAAUCCACCUCAAGAGUUCUGGUGGAUGCUGAAGAGCAGCUGAGACACAACACGGACUGAGCCGCUAUGAGCCAUUUCUGGGGAGGAAGAAGGGAAAGAGCCUACUGAGUGCUGCGAGGGGAGCUCAGGCUGAAGUCAGGACCUGGUGAGCACAGGGUCACUGCCCACACAGGGGAGGAGCAGGCGACUGAGCAGUGGUGGGUGGAGUGGUAGGGCCUCCCUGGGGCUGGUCCCGGAGACAGAUGGUUAGGCUAUCGGUGGACCGGCACAAGUGCUACAAUCUCUGCAGAUCUGGAAAAGAUCCGGUCCUGGACAGGAAGCCCAGGUCAAGAACCUCUACUGAGUCCCUUACUCACGCUCUAAUCCUAAGGAAGGUGCUCGUGCCAUUCAAGAUUCACUGGCCAAUCAAAGCCUCCAGUCGUGCCAAUCAGAAUAGGAGGCGGGAUCUUCUGCGACCACGCGGUGGCUUCUUCCCAGUAGCUGCACGGGCUCGAAUCCUCUGUCCUGCAACUGGAUGCUGUGGGGCGCGCUCAGGCAUGCUCUGCAGUUGUGGCAUGGAUGCAGUGACCUAUGAUGAUGUGCAUGUGAACUUGACUCGAGAAGAAUGGGCUUUGCUGGAUCCUUCACAGAAGAAUCUCUACAAAGAUGUGAUGCUGGAGACCUACUGGAACCUCACUGCUGUAGGGUACAAUUGGGAAGACCGUAAUAUUGAAGAAUAUUGUCAAAGUUCCAGAAGACAUGGAAGGCAUAAAAGAAGUUCUACUGGAGAGAAGCCCUCUGAAUAUACUCAGUGUGGUAAAGCCUUUGCAUAUCACAGAUAUCCUCAAAGGUGUGAAAGAAUUCAUACUGGACAGAAACCCUAUGAAGGUAUUCAAAAAGGUGAAUCCUCUGCACAUCACAGUAGUCUCCAAAUGCAUAAUAUAAUACCUGUGGGAGAGAAACCCUACAAAUGUAGUCAGUGUGGUAAAGCCUUUUCACAACAGAGUCAUCUCCAAGGACAUAAAAGGACACAUACUGGAGAGAAAACUUACACAUGUAAUCAGUGUGGUAAAACCUUUGCAGGACACAGCCAUCUCCAAAUGCAUAAAGUAACACAUACUGGAGAGAAAACUUACAAAUGUAAUCAGUGUGGUAAAGCCUUUGCAUAUCCUGGCUAUCUUCAAGUACAUAAAAGAACUCACACUGGAGAGAAACCCUAUGAAUGUAAUCAAUGUGGCAAAGCCUUUGCAUUUAGCACUAAUCUCCAAAUACAUAAAGCAACACAUACUGGAGUGAAGCCCUACAAAUGUAACGAAUGUGGUAAAGCCUUUGCACAACACAAUCAUCUCCAAAUGCAUAAAGUAACACAUACUGGAGAGAAAACUUACAAAUGUGAUCAGUGUGGUAAAGCCUUUGCAUAUCAGAGUUAUCUCCACAUACAUAAGAGAACUCACACUGGAGAGAAACCCUAUGAAUGUGAUCAGUGUGGCAAAGCCUUUGUAUGUCAUGGUUAUCUCCAAGUACAUAGAAGAACUCACACUGGAGAGAAACCCUAUGAAUGUGAUCAGUGUGGUAAAGCCUUUGCACAUCAUGGGAAUCUCCAAGUACAUAAAAGAAUUCACACUGGAGAGAAACCCUACAAAUGUAGUCAGUGUGGUAAAGCCUUUUCACAACACAGUCAUCUCCAAGGACAUAAAAGGACACAUACUGGAGAGAAAACUUACAAAUGUAAUCAGUGUGGUAAAGCCUUUGUAUAUCCUAGUUCUCUUCAAGUACAUAAAAGAACUCACACUGGAAAGAAACCCUAUGAAUGUAAUUAAUGUGGCAAAGCCUUUGCAUAUCCUGGUGAUCUUCGAAGACAUGAAAGGAUUCAUACUGGAGAGAAACCUUACAAAUGUAACUAAUGUGGUAAAGCCUUUGCAUGACACAGUCAUCUCCAAAUGCAUAAAGUAACACAUACUGGAGAGAAAACUUACACAUGUGAUCAGUGUGGUAAAGCCUUUGCAUAUCAUAGUUAUCUCCACGUACAUAAGAGAACUCAUGCUGGAGAGAAACCCUGUGAAUGUAAUCAAUGUGGUAAAGGCUAUUCACAAUCAGGUCACCUCCGAGUGCAUACAAGAACACAUACUAGAAAGUAACCCUAUGGAUAUAACCAACGUGGUAAAGUCUUUACAGGUCGGAAUGAUCUUCAGAGAUAGGGUGGUUUGAAUAUGCUUGGCCCAUAGCUAGUGGCACUAUUCGGAGAUGUGGCCUCUAAGGAACUGUGCACUGUGGGGCUGGACUUUGAGAUCCUAUGCUUAAGCUCCACCCAGGGCAGAAGAGUCUUCUCCUGGCCGCCUUCUGAUCAAGAUGUAGAACUCUCGGCUCCUACAGCACCGUGUUUGCUUGGACACUGCCAUUCUUCAGCCUUGAUGAUAAUAGACUGAAUCUGUACACCACCCACCAAUUAAAGGUUGUCCUUUAUAAGAGUUGCCUUGGUCAUAGUACAUUUUCACAGCAAUAAAAUCCAAAUUAAGACAAAAGGCAUAAAAGAUAUUACACCAGAGAGACCCCCUGUGAAAGUGUUGGAUAUAGCGAAGCCUUUGCACAUUUCUGUAGUCCUCACUAAAGCAGAAGUAUUCACACUUCCAUUCACUGAAACCCUGUGAAUGGAAGCAGUGUACAGCCUUUGCCCUUCACAGUUAUGUCUGGAUGCACAAAAGAACCCAUACUGGAGAAAAACCUUAUGGAUGUGGUAAAGUCUCUGUGUUUUGAAAUCUGCAUAGAUCCAUAACACUUCAAUGACCUGGUCAAAGUAAAGGCCAAGGGUUUGAUGUAGUGAGGCCGGGUGGGUUAGAAGGUUAGGGUUUAAGGUGGUUGUGGUUACAAAGUUUAGGGUUAGAGAGUUAGGGGGAUAGGAUUAGACGGUCAGGGCUGAGGCUAAGCUUAGGGACAGGUUAGGGGUGGAAGGGCAGUUCCGGGUCAUGGUUAGGUUAGUGUCAGGAGCCAACAAGCUAAUAACUGGCAGGUGAUCUUCCUGAGAUGGUUUUCCUUGGUAUAGUAAUCCAUUGCAGAUGUCCUCCCGUAGUCAGGGCCCAGGAGAAAAUCACUCUAGGAAAGAUUCCUGCUAUUAAUAUGCUUUUCCUGUCAUUAAACAUAUGGGACGAUCACUAGGUAUUAGCCCACCACUUUGAGCAGCUCUCUGCACAUUUGUGAAGAUUUUCUGUCUUGUAGUGAGGCUACGUAGAGAGAUAGAUGAUUUCUUGAUACUUAAUGAUGAUCCUAUAAGAAUUCCUGAAAUUAUAUCAGUAUGUGUUAAGAUAUUUUAUAGCAGGACUGCUAGUAAGUCCGUUCUGAUAGUGAAAACAGCAAUGAGAGCUCUGCCAGUUCCCCAUGUGUUAGCGGUUCAUUGCUUCUAGAUGGCAGUCAGAUUUUCUACCUCUCAGAGCACAUUCCAAGAGGUUGUAAAACCGUUCACCAAAAGUCAUCAAAAGGAACUAAUGACUUAUUUUAGGACAGAAGAUAAGAUAUUGACUGAGCUUAUCUAUACAAAACUUCACCAAUAACUUAGUUACUUGGUUUUAAAAUCUUGAUGAGCCUGUGGAAGCUGAGACAGGUGAUGAACGUUUAGCCAGGUAAUUUCUCCUAAUGGAUAUGCAUGUAAACAUUCACUGAUGUUAGCUUUUUAUUCAAUGUCUGAUUUAAAUUUCUGUGUAAACUUGUGCUCAACUCUUUAACAUGCGUUCUUCUAUUCUGAAAGAUGUAUAAGUGCUGACGACAAAGAGAGGAGAGCGAAAUAUUUUCCCUUAUGCCCCCUUUUCAUUCAUUCUGUUUUCCCCCUUUUGCUUAGAGAGCUUUCAUAGGAAACGUUUUACAACUUAGUAAUAAAUGCUAAAAUCACUUUU
Messenger RNA from Rattus norvegicus (Norway rat), 5822 nucleotides. The record is from RefSeq and is a predicted model, not a curated record. NCBI's taxonomy places the organism in Eukaryota, Metazoa, Chordata, Mammalia, Rodentia, Muridae.